Molecule: messenger RNA, 1406 nt
Organism: Perkinsus marinus ATCC 50983
Lineage: Eukaryota; Perkinsozoa; Perkinsida; Perkinsidae
Product: acyl transferase, putative
Exons: 16
Biological process (GO): triglyceride biosynthetic process
Cellular component (GO): endoplasmic reticulum membrane
Molecular function (GO): diacylglycerol O-acyltransferase activity
Source: RefSeq, a predicted model, not a curated record
AUGUCCAGUUUUUUCUCCAACGCUGCCGAUACCUUGAAAGGAAUGUCCGACCAAGGUAAAAAAUCGAUAGAACUUCAUGAGGAUUCCAAGAAGAAGCUCGAGCGAAUUGAAGUCGAACGGGCUGGCACUUUCCGUCAAGUUAGCAGCAUUUACCAGAGUGAUGCAGAAAAGAUGCCUAAACAGUUACAUCGCCAUCAGAAGGACACCAAAGCGGCCGUUAGUAAAGGCGAAGAUGAGAAGGAGGCUCAGCAUGAGAAAGAACUCCGUCGACUCAGACGUUCACAUCCACUUGGUCGAGUUGUGAACAGGAAAUGCAAUGUACCUCUCCUUGGCAUGAGUGCGAAGGGCAUUAAUUACCGUGGUAUAGUGAACCUUAUGGGCCUCCUGUUAUUGGCACUGAACCUUCGAUUGGUGUUGGAGAAUCUUAUCAAGUACGGUAUAUUGUUACGGCCUUGGGCGUAUCUUUCUAUUGACAACCUGCGGCAUCAUUUACCCCUAGUCUACACACUUGCACUUGUCUUGUGCUGCCCUGCCCUCAGCUAUAUCAUAGAAAGGUACAUUGCUCCUCAGCAGAAAGACCGUCAUUUGGCGAACACCCUGCAGUUAUUCGUGUUAUUAGCAGUCCUUCUCGGACCACUAUAUACCAUUGAAGCUACAUCACCACACGGCCUUCUCGCUAUGGCCUUGCUGUGCUGUUCGGUCACCUAUGCAAUGAAGAUAGGGAGUUACUGGCAUGUUUGCCAUGAUCUUUUCUGGUCUAUCAAGACUAACAGGUUGGAGAUGCUUCUUGGUGAUGAGAAGGAGACGUUGGAGAUAGCAAAGAAGUACCCACGUUGCCUCUCUAUGAAGGACAUGUACUUGUACAUUUCUUAUCCAACUUUGUGUUACCAGUUGUGGUAUCCUCGUUAUCCUCGUCGUAAUUGGAUGCGCCUGUUGAAGUACACAGCCCUGUUGUUAUUCUGUCUGGCAUUGCAACUCAUCAUCAUGCAACAGUAUAUGUUGCCUAUACUUGUCAAUGCACGGAUAAUGCUGAAGGAAUCCCAAAGUUGGCAUCAAAGCGCUUUGAUACUCGCGGAACGAAUAUUGAAGCUGGCAGUACCGAACCUCUACUGUUGGUUGUUGAUGUUCUUCACACUCUUUCAUACUUGGCUGAAUAUUCUGGCAGAAUUGACCAGAUUUGGUGACCGCGAGUUUUACCUCGACUGGUGGAACUCAGUGAGCUUCAGAGAAUACUGGCAGAAAUGGAAUCUUCCUGUUCAUUAUUUCAUACUUCGUCAUAUGUACGUUCCACUGAGGAGAUUGGGGUGUUCACAGGAUGCUGCUGGAAUGCUGUGUUUCGUCUUCUCUGGUGUCUUGCACGAGUACGUUUCUAUGAUACCCUUCGGGUUGCCAUUCUACACUUUGGU